This is a messenger RNA of Hevea brasiliensis (rubber tree), 1772 nucleotides long. Its product is annotated as vacuolar protein sorting-associated protein 26B-like. The record is from RefSeq and is a predicted model, not a curated record. Gene Ontology annotation, biological process: intracellular protein transport; retrograde transport, endosome to Golgi. The transcript has 6 exons. Lineage: Eukaryota; Viridiplantae; Streptophyta; Magnoliopsida; Malpighiales; Euphorbiaceae. Gene Ontology annotation, cellular component: retromer complex; endosome. The coding region runs from base 692 to 949 and encodes 85 amino acids.
AUCUUUUUAUAUAAUUAAAAAUUAAUUUGCAUUUAAUUUUAGAGGAAAAUGAGUUAAGAAAAAAAAAAGAAAAGAGGAAAAUUUAUUUUGUUUACAUGAUUAAAAAAAAAAAGAUUUUAUGACAAUGACAAAAAGUAGAUUUACUUUUAGAACUCCCAACUCUCCUCGAACAUUUAAAAAAAAAAAUUCCCUGAACAUUUUAUUAAAAAAAUUCCUGGAACCUACAACAACACACAAAGACUAAAAAGACAUCGUUUCAUUUGUAACUGUUCAAAGGUCUUGGCUCACCGUUAGAUUCCGGAAGGAGCCUAGUCAAGGAGUCAUGAGCAGAAAAACCACCACCGUCGUGACGUCCACCACACUUCUCUGCUGAUGCAACCUAAGAAGAUUUUACCAAGAUGAAAUAUAGAAAAGGCGAAGAAGAGAAAGAAGAUUAAAGAAUCAGAGAAACUUAAGAAAGAGAACAGUUAUUAUUCAAUUCACAACACGCAUAUUAGACAAGGUUUGAUCUCUUUUAUAGAGCGUACAAUCAGCUCUGCUCUCUCGCUAACUGUUCAACAGUUUGCAACCACACCAAUCAACAUUAGACGCGUAUCAUCAGCAAUCAGAUGCUUCGAUUCCUCUCCUCUCAUAACCCCGCAAGGGUCCAUAUUAAACAGGGUGUUGGGAUUGAAAUUGGGUCAUAAACAACAUGAAUUACCUUAUUGGAGCUUUCAAGCCCGCGUGUAAUAUCUCCAUUGCUUUUUCUGAUGGGAAAACUCGUAAGCAGGUUCCAAUGAAGAAGGAAAAUGGUCAUACUGUUAUGGUUCCUCUUUUCCAAAGUCAAGAAAAUAUUGCUGGAAAGAUUUCAAUAGAGCCACUUCAAGGGAAGAAGGUUGAACACAAUGGCAUCAAAGUUGAGCUUCUUGGUCAAAUAGGAUAUGGAUCCGACAUCGCUGAGAGCCAUUGAGAAAGAGGUGGAGAGUCAUGCUCCACCCAUGGCUGAAGCUGGAGGCAGGGAAGAACCUGCUCCACCAGUGUAAGAGGUACCUGCACAGCUUCAGCAGGCCUUAUUUCAACAAAUAACAGAAUUCUUUAGACAAAUGACUAGAGCUAUUCUACAACCUCAGCAGCCACCACAAAAGUCCCAUUUGGAGAAACUUAGAAAAUAUGGGGUUGUGGAUUUUAUGGGUAAAAAGGAAGAUGACCCUGCAACAGCUGAACAUUGGCUAGAAAGGACGGAAAGGGUCCUUCAGCAGCUCCACUGCACCCCAGAGUAAAAUUUGAAGGUGUUGUGUCCUUACUACAGGAGGAUGCCUAUCAAUGGUGGGACACAGUAUCAAGGGAGGUGCAAUCAAUUUAGAUAACCUGGAAUUUCUUCCUUACAGAGUUCAAGAAGAAAUACAUCAGUAAUGUGUAUUUGGAGGAGUGAAGAAGAGAAUUUAUCAGUUUGAGGUAGAGACAUUGUCUGAUGUGAACCUUCAAGUAAUUGGUAACUUGAAAACCCACAUUCAAGAAUUAAAUGAACAAUAUGGAAAGCACCAAAUCAAGAUGUAUGAAUUUGAAUCUUUGAACCAGCACAAUUAGAUUGUUGUGUAAUUCAAAGAAAAUAUCAGAAAUGGGAUUCUUGACCUAAUUCAUAUGGAGAAUGAAUAAACCAAGAAUAUUAUGCACAUUAAACCUUGCAAGAUAGAAUCUCAGCAAGUUAAUGAGCUUCACAAGAACAAAGGCAACAGCCAAUUUACUCACUAGAGGAGCAGAAACAAUCUCUCAUUAAUAUUCAAGUGUAUCCU